AUGAAAAGACUCAAGAAGGCUUUUCUGCUUUGGAGCACAAUCUUCAUCUCAACUCUCGCUUGCUUUCAGGAGGUAUCUGCUUCUUCAGGUUAGCCACAGAUUUUUGACAAGUAAUCAUUUCCUGUUCAAAACGAACCGAAAUUGUUUAAAUACAAGCCAUGGCACGCUCAAUUAGAAGUUGAAAGUUGAUGCGGAAAAGCCAACAGGCUCCUAACUAAAGGUAAAAUAGGACCAGAAAAUAUCAAUCGUACGAUGUAUUGAUCGAAAGAUUACCAGUCAUUGAGUUCAAAUAGGAGUUAUGCCAAGAGUAGUGUAAUUACAAGGCCUUCUGAUUUACACCAUUGUCCUCGAAUGUAUUUAUACAUCUUUUAUUUAUUCAUAAACCCCUUUAUCACAAAAUGGUCUGAUUAUUUAAACAAAGGUUAGACGUUGCUUAACAAAGCCGCGUCCUAAACAAUUUCAAACUCUUUACGGUGGCCAAUUUACAUUAUCAACCAAGUCGCUAAUUUUAAAUUACCCUGCUAUACUCUCCCAACGACGCAGCACCACAGUUUUUUUAGAAACUUACCCCCUUUAAUCUUCAAUUUAGCUAAACCUUUAAUCUGAACAUUUAUUUCUGUGAACAGUGUCAAAAGGACCGAAAGCUAGCAGUGCAGAGACAUUUAUUUAAUUAAAUGAGAGGUCAUCGAGAAAGUCUGAAGUCCACUGAUUGCGUAAAACCGUGCAUUGUGUUAGACCUCGUGAUAACAACCGGCCCCACGUAUUUUUGGGAUUUCUUGUAACCUUGUCUUUUUUCGAAGGAAAGAGACAUCUGUACAUGGAGUAUUAUAAUAUAAUGCAAUAAUGACAAAAAUAAUAGAAACUUUCGGAAUCUGUUCUUCACUGUUAUUAUGCUUCCGACCCCGAUCGAGUUCACUCAUUUAGGCUCUGUGCCUCAAAAAAGAAAAAAAACCAUAUCGGCAAUUAAAACAAAACUUAGUAAAGACAGAUUCCAACGGAGCCCUGUUGUAAAGAAGUCGGUCUUAUUCGAAAUUAAUGCAUACUAAUAAUUUUUUAACAACCGUGGAAUUUGAUCGUUGCGUUACAGAAGGUCUUUACUUUCCAAUAUUUGCGGUAUGAAAACAAAGUGAGAUGUAAAAGAAAGAAAAAAAACAACAAUUCAUUGCAUGCAGAAUUAAAUGUUGCCAUUGAAAAUGAGGGCUAAAGUCUGAUAAAGAUAAAUAAAAUAAACCAUGAUAAUUUCAGUAUCAUUAGAUUUGCUUUGCCAUUAGCAGAUUAAGUGAAUUGAUGAGAUUCUGAGACAGACUCUGACCUUGAAAAACUGUCUUGUGUAGUAACGCAACUGCCAUGAAAACAAAACGGAAAAAAAGUUCCGCAUUCGUUUUUAUCAAAAAAAAUAUUAGAAGAUUUUGUGCUUUUGCAUGUAACAUCGCUUUUGACAUAAUAAAUCAACUUUUGGAAAUUUGAAAUUCGUGCUAAUGUGAAAUCUGGACUCCAUUACUUCGUAUCCAGUAAUAAACAAUAAGAUAAUGAGUAUCGAUCGAGAAAAGAGAAUGUGCGCACAACAUGUUUGUGGCUCUGAGUGCCCUCCUUCAGAGACGGAAGCAAAACUUAUUUCUCUAAUAUUCAAUUUGGUUUCGUCUUUAUUCUGUAUUCAGGACUGGGGAGUCCUUUUGAUAAUAUCAUACUUGUUCAAAGAACAUGCUUGAUAAAGUGAACUAGGCUGAGCAACGCUUCACCAAAAACAUUUAAUAUUUGAAAAUCGAAUUUGCUAUUGUCAUUCUUGUAAACGACUCAGUGGGAGGGAGAAUGAUGGCUCAUAACCAUUUUUCCCGUAGAAAAUGUACAUUCCCCUUAUCAUGGACAAAAAAAACGGACUAUGAGAACAGAAAUAUUAAGUUUAUUGUGCUGUAUAUAUAUCUAGAUAUAUAUAUAUAUAUAUUUUUUUUUUUUGGGGGAGAAAGGGUGAGAUAUGAGGAAUAUGGUAACUCCUCACCGGUACCAAAUCUUUAUUUGAGGUCGAUCGUCAUGAAUUCACCACUGAAUUUUUAAAAAAAUGUAUUAUGGUUGUUUACGAUUAUUUUCCUUUGUUUGUUCUUUUUCAUAGCAAUGAGGCAUUCGUGCAACUCGCCAUGUCUUCUGGUUGCAAAUGUAGACCGCGUAUUAGCUUUGGAUUACGACAACAAGUCGAUAUUUCCAGUCGUUUCCAAUUUAUCAUCAGCUAUAGAUGUAGACUUUCAUUACAAUAAGGGCUACAUAUUUUGGUGCAACUUUCUAAGUAUCCAGCGCUCGAAUAUGGACGGCACAAACAUCACCGUUAUUCACAAUGAGACUUCCUGUUAUGGUUUGGCAGUAGAGUGGGACUCCUUGCAGCUGUAUUGGACCGGUUAUCACAACAAAACUAUAAUGGUAUCAGACCUCGAUGGAAAUAACAAACGCAUUGUUUUCACUUCGCUCUCUGGACCAACCGAUAUCGUUCUUGAUCCAUACCAAGGGUAAGUACUUUAUGAAAGCGUGGAAGAUCCCGCAAACCAAUUAUAAGUUAGUGGAGACUUUUUCAAUGAAAAUCUAAGGUUGAGAUAAAAUGGUGAAGUAAAUUGCUUAUAAAUCUAAUAACCGAUGCAGCUGAGUGAUUUUCUCCACAGAUUGAUGUUUUGGAUUGAUACUGGAAAUAUUUCUAAGGUGGAAAGAUCAACUUUAUACGGAACACAGCAUGUCACUAUAGCGGUACAUAAUGUUACGUAUUCAACUGGUAUCACCCUUGAUAGA
Pocillopora meandrina is the source of this 2769-nucleotide messenger RNA. The record is from the annotation of a GenBank genome assembly. Lineage: Eukaryota; Metazoa; Cnidaria; Anthozoa; Scleractinia; Pocilloporidae.